This is a messenger RNA of Cotesia glomerata, 747 nucleotides long. RefSeq lists its product as uncharacterized. Lineage: Eukaryota; Metazoa; Arthropoda; Insecta; Hymenoptera; Braconidae. The coding region runs from base 1 to 747 and encodes 248 amino acids. The transcript is spliced from 2 exons. The record is from RefSeq and is a predicted model, not a curated record.
AUGGCUCAACAGACAAGUGCUCCACAACUUAACCUCCCAUUGAGACCAGCAAGCAAAGCAGUGGCAGAUGACGACGAAAAAUUUAGAGCAGUAAUCACCAAGCUCGAGCAAGAACAUCCCACUGCAAUCGAGCAACUGGUUACCAACCCACCAGGACAAAACAAAUAUCUGGCAAUUAAAACUGCAUUGAUAAAUUACUACUCAUUAUCUCGGGAAGAGAGCUUCAGAACUCUUGUUUCCGGACUGUCACUAAAAGGUCGACGACCUUCGGAAUUAUAUGCUGAAAUGUGCAAGCUCCCAGGUAACGCAGUAGGUCCAGAAUUCAUCAGAACCAUGUGGAUGGAUCGAAUGCCUAAAGACAUGCAGAUGAUCUUAUCACUCGCCGAGACUCUGGACAGCAGCAUACUACUUGAAUUAGCUGAAAAAACAAUGUCACUAUGCGCCAAAAAUGCUAACCCGCAAGUAGCCGCAAUAGCACGAAAUCCACACAAGGAUUGCGACGAGAAAUUCCAGAUUCUUACAAAAGAAAUGAAAAAUCUGUCAACAAAAAUCGACAGCUUAGUCGGGGCUCAGAGAAAAUCUCGCAGCAACUCCCCACAUCCUCAGGGAAGUGACUCUCGAACCAAUAGCGCUGAUCGAGCACCAAAGCUUUGCUUUUACCACAAAAAAUUUGGAGCACUAGCAUUCAAAUGCGUGCCUAAAUGUUCCUGGGAUGAGAACCAGGGAAACUCUCAAAGCCAUCAAUAG